AUGGCCUCCACCACCACCUUCUCCGUCUUCCUCCUCUUCAUUACCCUUUUCAAAACCCUAACCCUAAAUCCCUCUUUUCCUCCUCCACCACCACCGCCGAAUUACAUCAUCGGAUUCACCCAAUACAAAACCGCCGAUCACCACCGUGCUUACCUCGAAUCCAACCUCCGAUCAAAAGGGUGGCAAUGGAUCGUGCGGAAGAAUCCUGCAGCUAAGUUCCCCACCGAUUUCGGACUCGUUUCGGUUCAUGAAUUGGGGCUUAUUGAAGAAAUUAAGAAAUUAGGGUUGGUGAAGUAUGUAAGUUUGGAUAUGAGCUAUAAGAGGGGUUUGUUGAAGCAUGAGAGUGAUAAAGUUGGUUCCUUUGUUGAUGGGAAUAAGCGUCCUGGGAAGAUCUUCACAAAGAUGUCGUUUUGUGAUGCAGAUGAACAAGUUGAAGAUUCUAUUAAUCGCAAUGGUUCAAUCAAGUGGGGUAGAGAUUUGUUGAGCCAGAGAUCACAAGUUACUUCCAUGUUUGGGGCGGAAGAACUGUGGACGAGAGGUCACACAGGUGCAAAGGUCAAGAUGGCCAUAUUUGAUACUGGCAUUCGAGCUGAUCACCCUCACUUCCGUAACAUCAAGGAGCGUACAAAUUGGACCAAUGAGGAUACAUUGAAUGACAAUCUUGGACAUGGGACCUUUGUUGCUGGUGUUGUUGCCGGUAUGGAUUCCGAGUGCCUUGGUUUUGCACCAGAUACAGAGAUUUAUGCAUUUCGCGUGUUUACUGAUGCACAGGUGUCAUAUACCUCUUGGUUCCUUGAUGCCUUUAACUAUGCAAUUGCAACAAAUAUGGAUGUGCUCAAUUUAAGUAUAGGUGGACCUGAUUACUUGGAUCACCCAUUUGUGGAAAAGAUAUGGGAGAUAACAGCCAAUAACAUAAUCAUGGUUUCUGCAAUUGGAAACGAUGGACCACUUUAUGGAACAUUGAAUAAUCCAGCAGAUCAAAGUGAUGUGAUUGGUGUUGGUGGUAUUGACUAUAGUGACCAUAUAGCCUCCUUUUCUUCACGUGGGAUGAGUACAUGGGAACUUCCUCACGGUUAUGGCCGUGUGAAACCAGACGUUGUUGCAUAUGGACGGGACAUAAUGGGAUCAAAGAUUAGUUCGGGCUGUAAAAGUUUAUCGGGAACAAGUGUUGCAAGUCCUGUAGUUGCUGGUGUUGUAUGUUUACUUGUCAGUGUCAUUCCUGAACCUGAUCGCAAAAAUAUCUUAAACCCAGCAAGCAUGAAACAAGCAUUGGUCGAGGGUGCAGCAAAGCUUGCUGGGCCUAACAUGUACGAACAGGGCGCUGGCAGAGUUGAUCUGUUAGAAUCAUAUGAGAUUCUUAAGAGCUACAAGCCUAGAGCAAGCAUCUUUCCCAGUGUUCUUGAUUACUCGGAUUGUCCUUAUUCAUGGCCCUUUUGUCGUCAGCCACUCUAUGCAGGUGCCAUGCCUGUCAUAUUCAAUGCCAGCAUUUUAAAUGGAAUGGGUGUUAUUGGCUACGUCGAAAGUCCGCCAAUAUGGCAUCCUUUUAAAGAAGUUGGGAAUCUUUUAAGCAUUCAUUUUACAUAUUCUGAGGUCAUCUGGCCCUGGACUGGUUAUUUGGCCAUUCAUAUGCAAAUCAAGGAAGAAGGUGCACAAUUUUCUGGUAACAUUGAAGGCAAUGUGACUCUUAGGGUUUCCAGCCCUCCGGCUCAAGGAGAGAAGCACCCUCGAAUAAGCACUUGUGUGCUUCAAUUGAAGUUAAAAGUGGUGCCGACGCCGCCACGAGCAAAACGAAUUUUGUGGGAUCAGUUUCACAAUAUCAAAUACCCUCCAGGUUAUAUUCCCAGAGAUUCCUUGGAUGUUCGUAAUGACAUUCUUGACUGGCAUGGGGAUCAUCUACAUACAAAUUUUCACAUAAUGUUCAACAUGUUACGAGAUGCUGGUUACUAUGUUGAAACACUCGGUUCUCCUCUUACGUGCUUUGAUGCUCGACAAUAUGGAACACUUCUUUUGGUGGAUCUUGAAGAAGAGUACUUUGCCGAGGAGAUUGAAAAGUUGAGAGACGAUGUUAUAAAUACUGGAUUGGGAUUAGCUGUCUUUGCUGAGUGGUACAAUGUAGAUACCAUGGUAAAGAUGAGAUUCUUUGAUGAUAAUACCCGAAGUUGGUGGACUCCUGUCACUGGAGGUGCUAAUAAUCCUGCACUUAAUGAUCUUUUGGCUCCAUUUGGAAUUGCCUUUGGUGAUAAGAUUCUGAGCGGUGAUUUUUCACUUUUUGGUGAGGAGAAUCGAUACGCAUCUGGAACAGACAUAGUGAGGUUUCCAAGGGGUGGUUACGUACAUAGUUUCCCCUUUUCGGAUAGUUCAGAAAGCGGAGCCACUCAGAAUGUGUUGCUUACUUCUAGCACCACCAAGGCCGAUUCUCCAAUUCUUGGUCUUACGGUGAUGGGGGAAGGUCGCAUUGGCGUGUAUGGUGACUCCAACUGUUUAGACAGCAGCCAUAUGGUGACUAACUGUUUUACACUUCUGAGGAAAAUGCUAGAUUUUACCAGCGAGAAUGUUAGAGAUCCAGUGCUUUUCUCUAGUUCAAAUAAACAAGACGCGCCCUUGUAUGAAGAUGACAAUCAGUUGCCAUCUCGCAGAACUGAUGUAAAUUUUUCAUCAUAUUCAGCUGUUGUGGGGAAGGAAUUGUUCUGCAGGACCGACUCAAGGUUCGAAAUAUGGGGAACCAAGGGCUACAGUUUGCAAGUCAGAGGAAGAAACAGAAGAUUGCCAGGUUAUCCUGUCAUUGAUCUGGGUGAGGGUUUCAAUUCAACCUUUGAUGCUUCUUACCUUACGCGAAAGGUAAAUUUGAGAAGUAACGAUGACUCUCUUGGGAAUAGAUAUUUGGGCUUGUUCUAUGGAGAUGAGCCUGAUGCGCCUAUGCUAGUUGGUAGUCACUGGCUUAUUCCUGCUGUUGUUGCAGUAACUGGUAUAUUAGUAUUAUUGAGUUUUUGGCGCAUUCGGCAAAAGAGACGUCGAAGAAGGAAAGGAUCAUCAAGCACUGGUAGAUUGACCAAUUUAUAG
Molecule: messenger RNA, 3060 nt
Organism: Vicia faba (fava bean)
Lineage: Eukaryota; Viridiplantae; Streptophyta; Magnoliopsida; Fabales; Fabaceae
Source: the annotation of a GenBank genome assembly